Messenger RNA from Xiphias gladius (swordfish), 1942 nucleotides. RefSeq names its product duboraya (gene dub). Bases 174 to 1097 code for a protein of 307 amino acids. The transcript has 7 exons. Lineage: Eukaryota; Metazoa; Chordata; Actinopteri; Istiophoriformes; Xiphiidae. The record is from RefSeq and is a predicted model, not a curated record.
GAAGAACCGAGAAAUGAUCAACAUGUGACAGAACAUGAGCUGCUCUCUCUCUCUCUCUCUCUCUCUCUCACUGUGUCAGUAGGGACUCUGGUUCUAUAUUUAACCUGCAGGCCUGCUCCCUCGCUCUCACACAUACUCAACAUAAACGAGGCCGCUGAGAGACGACGAGCAGGAUGGAGGAGGAGGCUCCAUCGCAGCGCUCUGUGGCCGAACUCGCAGGGAGGUUCCGGGGCUCGGCUCCUCCACCCGAUGCUGCCGGGAAGGAGACGGAUAACCCGGUUCGGCGACGGCCUCCUCACUCCUUACAGCUCCCCACAGCACACGGAGACGACCAGGAGCCUCCAGGUGUCACCUCGCCUCUAACCGCCAAAACCAAGAGGAACUCUGCUCUGAUUGAAAAGCUUCAGGCCUCCCUCGCUCGCUCCCCCUCGGCCCCGCUGACCUCUCCAAAGAGCCCCGGCUUCAGGCUGCUGCCUCCCGCCUUCCCCUUGCCCUCCCCCGGCUCUGCCCCAGUAACCACGGAAACUACCUCGUCAACGGCGACCCCCACCGGCCCAGUCACCACCCUUCCGGUAACUGAAGAGGAAGGCCCCACCAUCUUUGAAGACCCUCCCACUCUGGCGGAGGGGUCCUUCCUGCCAAGCUUCAACAAGAGCCGAGCUCGUCACUCCAUCCGGCGACGCCCUCCGUCCCGUCGCCACAGGAAGUCCAGCAGUGGAGACGAGGUCGGCGCAGCAGACAAAACAGCAGGAGGAGGUGGAGAAGGCGAGGAGGAGGGAACGGGUGGAGAGGUGGAGGAGGACGAAACAGACACUUCAACGUGUCCUGGGGAAAACCGACCCCACAAAGAAGAUCAGUCCAAGACUGAGACCGAAGAAGGUGAGGAGGAGGAGGAGGGAGGGAACGGAUCCAUGGGAGGAGAGGAGGGAGACGGAUCUUCAUCGGGAAGCAAGGAGGAGCAGGAGGAGGCGGUGGCAGCUCAGGAGGAAAUCUCUGGAGAAAAACACAAAGAAGAAGUGACUGAAGGAGCCACAAACACAGAGAGCAAAGACGAAGAAAAGAGCGAGGAGACGACGACUGAGACUUCAGCCCUUUGAGGAUUCAGAUGUUCGGCCGAGUCGGCCGUGAUGAGCCCCCGGGGCAGCGAGGCCUGAAGGAAAGGGCCUGUGUGAGACUGAAGGCUGUGGAGAAUCUCAGCUGCUUCUUUUAUCUCUGAAGUGGUGAAGACCAAGUGAGGAAACCUGUAAAUAACCACUGAUAUAACUGGGAAGUUCUCUGAAGGUCCAGCUUUAGUUCAGUCUGAAGUUCAGCUUGACAAGAGAACUGCUGAAAACUCUCGAUGUGAAUUUGUUUUGACUGAUCCUCGACUCGAAGCCUUUUGACACUGCAGCGCUGGACUUGUUCCUUUUGUAAUGUUUUUAAUGUGAUGCGAUGUUUUUAAUAUCAUGCUUUCUUUCUGUACAGUGACAUCAGAGCUGUGAUUGAUGAUGUCGUGAUGAUGAUCAUGACGACGAUGUCAUGAUGAUGAUGGGUGAUAAUGACUUCAUGUUGAGGUCAUAAUGAUGACGAUGUGAUGAUGAUGAUGAUGUCAUGAUGAUGUAAUGAUGAUACGACGAUGUCAUGAUGAUGAUGGGUGAUAAUGAUUUCAUGUCGAUUUCAUGUCAUCAUGAUGACAUCGUCAUCAUCGUCACAUCAUGAUGUCAUGAUGAUGUAAUGAUGAUACGACGAUGUCAUGAUGAUGUCAUGAUGAUGUGUUCACAGCGGUCAGAGGGCAAACCUGAGGCCUUAUUCCAGUUUCAUUUAAAAACUACUUUUUAUCAAAACCAACCAUUGAGGCCUUUAUUGUUUUAAAACUGUACAUUCUGUGGUAAAAUGUAAAAACUGGAGACGUCACUUGUGCCUUAAAGUCUGAAACUGAAAUUAAAACGCAUACUUUUCUAAA